Chlorocebus sabaeus (green monkey) is the source of this 1077-nucleotide messenger RNA. Its product is annotated as iron-sulfur cluster assembly 1 homolog, mitochondrial-like. The record is from RefSeq and is a predicted model, not a curated record. Gene Ontology annotation, molecular function: 2 iron, 2 sulfur cluster binding. Lineage: Eukaryota; Metazoa; Chordata; Mammalia; Primates; Cercopithecidae. Gene Ontology annotation, biological process: iron-sulfur cluster assembly. Gene Ontology annotation, cellular component: mitochondrion; cytoplasm.
CCAACAUUUGAUAUAUUUAAAAAAAAAAACAAAACACAGGUAGAAUGCACCCGCUGUGUCCAUGGAGACAGGCCAAGGGAGCCGAGCUCCAGCCCAAGGCACUAGGGUGCCAGGAUGGCGAAGAUGUCAGCUUCCUUAAUCCAGACAACUGUCCAGGCUGUGAGCAAGAGGAAACUGCAGCCCACCUGGGCCACCCUCACCCUGACACCUCCAGCAGUAAACAAGAUAAAACAACUUCUUAAAGAUAAGCCUGAUAAGCCUGAGCAUCUAGGUGUAAAAGUCGGUGUCCGAACCAGGGGCUCUAAUGGCCUUUCUUAUACUCUAGAAUAUACAAAGAUAAAAGGAGAUUCUGAUGAAGUUAUUCAAGAUGGAGUCAGAGUAUUCAUCAAAAAGAAAGCAAAGCUAACACUUUUAGGAACAGAAAUGGACUAUGUUGAAGACAAAUUAUCCAGUGAGUUUGUGUUCAAUAACCCAAACAUCAAAGGGACUUGUGGCUGUAUAGAAAACUUUAAUAUUUGAAAUCUCAAGACUCUUCUGGCCGUAGGUUCCAGGAAAGCUCGGGGAAGCCUUGGGGCUCACUGCAGAAAUCAUGUGACUAUCAUGUGCUUAAUGUGCUGCUACCUUGUAAGGAAAAUAAAGUGAUGUAUCUUGAAAAUGAAGCUAGUGUGUUAGAUCCCAGAAGAAAUGUUUGUAUUCUCAUUAGGGGACAAAAAAUGAGAAGCCAUCACUCUCUUUGGAUCAUUUAGGUCUCUUGCAUCCUUUGUUUUAGAACCAGUUUCAUUAAAGUUGCCUUCCUGGGCACCUGUUUAUCCAUUUCCUGAACAGUGUGCACUCCUUAACUCUCUACUGAAUGGCUUGAAUAUGCAUCCCCCUCAGCAUUUCUCCCAACCAGAUCAGUGACUCCUAAAAUCUGAGACAGGACGUCCUGAUUGCUGGUAGUAACAUGAUGGUGCAUUGUCUUUCCACCCAAACUUAAUAAAGCCUUUUUAUAUAUUUUUAUGAAAAAUUUCAUUGUCAGAUGCCUCACUGCAUACCCUUUAAUAGUACCAGGCAAAGAUUUUCUUCAACUAUAGUACA